UUCACUGCAAAGAUGAAGAAGCUCAUUUACUUAGUCUUGUUUAAGACAGCUCUGCUUACUUUUACAAAUGUUUCUGCACUUGCAGAUGAACAUACCGAAGGUGUUAAAGAAGGAAAAGCUAUUGAUGCUUGUCCUAUAAAGCUCAAAAUCAAUGGGAAAUGUGAAGGAGAGGAAUGUCCAUACCAGAUAAACCUGCCUCCGAUGACCAUCCAGUUACCUAAGCAGUUCAGACUGAUUGAGAAUACUCUCAAAGAAGUACAAAAUCUUAAAGAUGAAGUAAACAAAUUGAAGAAAUCUUGCCAAGAUUGCAAGUUGCAGGCAGACGACAACCAAGAAAAAGACAGUACUGAAUUCCUGGCACCUAAUAGAGAAGUCCCAACAGAGAACAGUAAGAUACAAGAUAAAAGAAUAAAGGAAUUACAGAGCAAAGUUAAUAAACUGUCAGCCAGUUUGAAGAAUGCAAAGAAUCAGAUCCACUCACUGCAGGGUAAUGUGGAGAAAGGAAGCCUCAUAAACAUGGACAAUGUACAAAGUUACGUCGACAGCAAAGUAGCAAAUCUGACAUCUUUUUUGGAAAUUUUGGAUGACAGAUGUUCUUCUGAGUGUCCAGUCAUACAAUCAAGUUCUGCUAUACAACUAAUGCAGAGAGAUUGUGCUGAUUAUUACACAGCAGGUAUGAGGCAUAAUGGAAUCUACAGAGUUAUUCCAGAUCCAAAAAAUAGCAGCUUUGAGGUUUACUGUGACAUGGAAUCAAUGGGAGGUGGCUGGACAGUGCUACAGAUGCGUCAAGAUGGUAGCAUUAACUUCAACAGAACAUGGAAUGACUACAAAAAUGGCUUUGGAAAUCUCAGCGGGGAGUUUUGGCUGGGGAAUGAUAAAAUUCAUCUCCUGACCAAAAGCAAGGAUAUGCAGCUGAGAAUUGAGCUUGAAGAUUUCAAUGGUAUUCGAGAGUAUGCUAAAUAUGAACAGUUCUAUGUAGCCAAUGAAUAUCUCAAGUACCGUCUAAGUGUCACUGGCUAUAGUGGUACAGCUGGAGAUGCCCUGCACUUCAGUAAACAUUACAACCAUGAUCAAAAAUUCUUCACUACCCCGGACAAAGACAAUGAUAAGUAUCUAUCAGGAAAUUGUGGGGCUUACUACAGCUCUGGUUGGUGGUUUGAUAAAUGUUUGUCUGCCAACCUAAAUGGCAAAUACUAUCACCAAAAAUACAAAGGUGUUCGCAAUGGGAUUUUCUGGGGCACCUGGCAUGAUGUUUCUCAUGGUCUUCCAAAUGGUUAUAGGCAAGCUUUUAAACAGGUAAAAAUGAUGAUCAGACCCAAAGUCUUUGUGCCAUAAAUCAGCACCCUCUGCUGUAACCAGUUUGUAUUAGGUCAUACUAAAAUCAUCAUGCUUACUCAGUAUCAUAUUCAAAAUACAAAUAUUGGAGUAUUUUAAUAUUCAGUCCUAAUAUAAUCCUUCCAAGAUGAAAGAAAGUGUCUCAACAUAAAAUGUUUGAUUCCUCCCUCACGCCUUAUAAAGACAGUUUUAAUGGUUCAGAGUAGCUGUUGCUAAAACUUCAGCAUUGCUAAAUUCUGAAUUUGAAGGCAUUGAUUUUAAUGUUUCAGUUGUACUUUUACUAUCUGCAGCAUACCAGGUUUCUACAAUCUACAACUUUUUAAGGCUUCUACAAAGGUAGCUGAAUGAAAAUACAUAUUUUUGCCUGAAAAUAUCUCAAACAUUUCUGAUUACAUAUAACCACUUUAGAUACCGACUUUCAUCCUCUUAUAUGGAUCUCAUUAUAUCAUCUGUGUCUUCAUAAACAUUAAAGAUAGAUCAUCCCAACACCACCAUGAACUAAGAAAGUGGUAUCCCAUUUUAAAAUGACUGAGGCAGAGAUCACCUAAUUUCCUCAAAGUCACAAAGCAACAUUUGACACAGAGUCAGGAACUGAAAACAGAUUUUCUGAGUCUCAGUCCAGCCCCUUGACCAAGAGACCAUCCAACCAAGUAUAGUGGCAGAGUUGAACAAAAGCAAAUGGAAAGGGUGUGUAGUCUAAGUAUGGAGUGAAAUAGCACCUCCACAGCAUGUUUUCCCCCAAGCUGUUUGCUUCAAAACCAUGCUUUUUGCUUCUUUGAUGAAGGAACGUCAGCUACACAGCUUGUCAGGGAGCUAUGCUAGCAGGGCUGGAGCAGGAAGCAUCAGAAAGGAUUGAGUUCUUGUACUACUGCCUCCAGAUCUACAGAGAGAGUGUCUGGUUCCCUUAGAGCCUAAAACCCUGUGGUUUCACACCCAAAUCUCCCUUCCUCUGCAUCCUCUAUUCAAGGUGAACUUUAUUAGGUUGCAGGGAUUCAACUUUAAUUUUUUUAACUUGUCAGAACUUAUGUAUCAUCAGGAAAAAGAUUAUGUAGAAAAACACACAUAUAUAAAAUCAAAGUAGGGUUUUCCCCCCAAAUUUGAUGUGUUUGUCUUUUUUCCCUUAAAAUCAAAGAAAAACUAACAUCCAGUGAAUGACUUUUUUACAAUGAACAGAAGGGAAACCGAGAUGUUCUUGUUGUUGUUGUUCUGAAGUGUAAGAAAUAAAAUGUAACAGACGUUCAGACAUUUCAUGAAUUACCAACCAAAGAGACAUUGCAGAUCAUAAUGAAUACUGUACAUAGUGAAUUUAAAUUUUAUAAGAUUAAGGCCUUAGACCAGGUUUGCCAGAAUAGCUAUACUGACAAACCCUCCUUGUGCAGACACAGGUUAUACUGGCUCUCAGAAUGAAAUAAGUUAUAGCGGGACAAAGACUUUUUGCUGGUAUAACUGCAUCUACAGUAGGGCUUUUCCUGGCAUAGCUAUAUCAGUCAUGGGUAUGAUUUUUUCCACACCUAACCGACACAACUAUUCCAGCAAAAUUUUUAAGUGUAGUCUGGUCCAAUACUUACAAACAUGACAUUUACUACUUUUCGAUAUACCAAAUUGAAGUGUGCAUUAGUGAUUUAUGUACAAUGAUCUAUGGUGACAAUGACCAAAUUAUAAGAUAUUAAUAUAUUUUAAAGGAAUUAUAAAUAUUUUGAAGGAUAUUUUGAUGUGAAAUGUCAUUUGCUUUAUUAUGUUUUCAUUUUAAAAGAUGGAUAGAAGAUUAAUACUAUCAGAUGUAUACUCUUUGCUCGAGAACACAUUUUGAAGUUCCUUUUUAUCCUGAAAUAGAAUGUAAUUGUUUAAACAAAAAAAAGUUUUUGAUGCACUGGCUAGAAGAGCGAUUUUUAGUAGAAUAUUAUUAUAUUUAGUCAUUUGGUAUAAAGUGCACUAAUUGUUCCUAAACAAUAAUAAGUUUCCAAAGAAAUUUCUUUUUCACCUAGCUAAUUUGUUACAAGUGAAACUGACCUUUGUUUCUUGUUUAAAGAUCUUUUUUUUAAAUAUAGACAUUUUAAAAUCAGAAUACACAGCUGUAAUUUAUAUUAUUUACACGUUAAAGGGAAAAAAAAUCAGUCUAAUGUUGAUAUUUUCAAAGUUGGAUACUCCCUUUCUACUAUUGGACUGGAUUCUCCAAUUAUCCAGAUUAGUUUUAUACAAGUGUAACUUCAUUAAUUUCAAUGGCGUUACUCUCAAUUUACACUGGUGUGAAUAAAGUCUAAUUCACACCCAUUAUGUCCAUAUGGCAGUUAUAGUACUUGUUUUAAAGGUUCCUUGAUCUGAAUCCUCAAAAACAGUAUCUCACCAAUUAUUCCUUUGAUGUUCUAUAACAAUUCAAUCACUGAUGAAACAGACUACAGUAUGUGAACUCAGAAUGGCUAACUUUUGACAAAAGGGCUAUGGAAUUUUACACAGCUGACUAUGGGUACCUUCCAGCUAUAGAGGUGCAGUCCAUGGACACUACAGGUGAGCACACAAUACCAGUGGCUGAAUUCUCAGACAUCAAUGACUGGUUACUCAUCUACUGCUACAGAACAAUUGGAUCCCAGACCCUGUAGUUUUCACAGGCUGCAUCUCCAUAUUAAAGAUAAGGCAGCUGUAAACUGAUCUAUUUUUAAAUUAUGUGAGACUUUUGGGCUCAUGUACAGCUGUCAAUAUGAUCCUUGACGGGACAAAGUUUAGCAUCCCUGAACUAAAGCAUUUUAAAAAAAAACCCACCUUAUACAACCUAAACACUCUCUCUCUAUACAUGGGCUUAAUAAUGCAAAGUAUGUCUUUCAAUUAUAAAAA
Molecule: messenger RNA, 4164 nt
Organism: Terrapene triunguis (Three-toed box turtle)
Lineage: Eukaryota; Metazoa; Chordata; Testudines; Emydidae
Gene: FGL2
Product: fibrinogen like 2
Exons: 2
Coding region: 13-1335 (440 amino acids)
Source: RefSeq, a predicted model, not a curated record